UGUGGUGGUAAACGCGCGCGUGAGUGGUGCCUGACAGAGAUGGAGGAGGGGCGUCUGAGCUCCGAGCAGCGCGCGGACUGACAGUUGGAGAGGCUGCACGGGGGACCACAGCACGCGCUCCCAACACCGCAUCCAUAAGUCAUCUGUGUACAUUUAUGUCCACGAGACGUUAUUAAAAACCUGUCAGUGUUACUCUACAAUAAAGAAAAAGAGUGGAGCUUCUAACCUGAUGCUCCCUUACAUCCCGAAACCUGGUGUGAUCAUCGAUGACCUUUGUUGCUGACCUCAUCCUGUUUUCCUUCUGCUCAUCCUUUCUAUCCCUCUCCUCCCCUUUCUUAAACUCCCUUCCCCUCCCCCUCUGUGUCUCCCAGCACUGGGUUUAUUACUCAAACCCACUGAAGGGAGCAACACAGUAGCUGGCAAAGGAUGAAGCAGGUCUGCCUGCCAACAGCAGACCGAGGAUAGAAGACACAAAAGGACUAGCGAAGGGGAGAGAAUCAGAGAAAAAGAGAGAGACAGAGAGGACACUAGUGGGGAGAGCUACAACGAAGCUGUGAGAGGAGCAACAACAGCAUUCAGAUGCCACGCUGUACGAAAAACACAAGUUUCACUUGAGCAUCAUGAGCUAGCAAGGGGGCCCUAACGGAUCUAGAACUGUGGACAUCUUAACAAACUUCUGCCCUUCCCUGCACACACACUCACAAAAGUUGUGGAGACACACACUCCUGCUCUCUGGGGCUCCUUGUUAACACCUGAUAUGCCUCUGUCAGAAGUGUGAGCCAUGCCAGCCAAAGGGAAGUACCUGUUGAACGACCUGGAGCCGAAAAAUGAGGCACUAUAUCGAAAAUUCUCUUGCAUCAGCCAGUAUCAGCCGCUGGUGCUCCUGCUGGGCCUCUCCAUGCUCGCCUGUGGAAUCCUCCUCAUCCUCUUCUUUGCCCUUCAACUGAGCGCACAGAAACACUGUGCCUUUGUGAGCGUGGUGAGCGGCAGCCUGUGUGUGUUUCUGGCCGUGUUUGUGCUGGUGUGUACAGAGAUGCUCUCACAGAGAUGGAGGCGUCUUCUGGGCCUGAUUGUGUGGGCCACACACCUCACCAUGGGCUACACCUUCAUCUUCAGCAGCUCCGUCAUCCUGCCUUGGGACCAGGUGCCUUUUUUCCUCUUCAUCAUCUUCACCGUGUACACCAUGCUGCCAUUCCAGUUGUGGUAUGCUGUAGUGCUCAGCGUUAUUACCUCAUUGUCCCACAUCAUGGUUCUCACUCUGCGACUCACCGUUUAUAGAGAGACCAUUGAUAGAGAUGUGAUCCUUACUGGCCUUGCCAAACAGCUGCUGUCAAAUGCAGUGGUGUUUCUCUGUGGUAGUGUGGUGGGAGCCUUUCAUAAAGUCCUGAUGGAGAAAACCCUGAGGCAGACCUUUCAAGACACCUUGAGGUGCCUCAGUAUGCGUAUGAAGCUGGAGAUAGAAAAGAGACAACAGGAAAACCUGCUGCAGUCUGUGCUGCCAGUCUACAUCUCCAUGAAGAUGAAGCUGGCAAUCAUGGAGCGCUUGCAAGACUGUAAAGACAAAGAAGAGCAGCAGAGACUUGUCAAAGAUAACAACUUCCACAGUCUUUAUGUCAAGAGGCACGAGAAUGUCAGUAUUCUCUAUGCUGACAUUGUUGGCUUCACCCGAUUGGCCAGUGACUGUUCUCCCAAAGAGCUGGUCAUCAUGCUCAAUGAAUUGUUUGGCAAGUUUGACCAAAUUGCCAAGGAAAACGAAUGCAUGAGAAUCAAGAUCCUCGGAGAUUGCUACUAUUGUGUGUCAGGGCUGCCGGUCUCUCUGCCUAAACAUGCCAAGAACUGCGUCAAAAUGGGCCUGGACAUGUGUGAAGCCAUCAAGCAGGUACGGGAGGCCACAGGUGUGGAAAUAAACAUGAGAGUUGGCGUGCACUCUGGCAAUGUGCUCUGUGGUGUGAUUGGCCUUCGCAAGUGGCAGUUUGAUGUGUGGUCACAUGAUGUUACACUGGCCAAUCACAUGGAGUCAGGAGGCCUUCCAGGGCGUGUCCACAUCACAGAGGCGACGCUAAAGCACCUGAACAAGGCUUACGAAGUUGAAGAGGGCAACGGCCACCUCAGAGACCCCUACCUAAAAGAGGUCAAUGUCCAAACGUACCUGGUCAUCGAUCCACGGUCUAAGGAUCCGUCAUCAAACACCCGUAACGCUCCUAAACCUCGGGUGAACGAUGGUCUGAAGAUGCGGGCAUCUGUGCGUAUGACCCGUUACCUGGAGUCUUGGGGGGCCGUCAAACCUUUUGCACACCUUCAGAGCCGAGAGGGCUUCACAGCAGACACCAUUGUCAACGGCAUGUCACGCUUCAAGGAUAUCCCUCUACGACCAACUCCCAGCUCCAAUAUAACUGACAGCUUUGAUGAAUCUGUAGAAGAACCACUCUCCUUGCCUACCCCUCCGUUCAGCAGUUCUAAGAACAAAUCCCAGAUUAAGUUUAAUGAGGAGCUGCACAAUGAGAUGACUACAACCAUAGAUGAGCUCAGCAGCAAGCAGUGGUCAAAGUCUGAAGAGAGUAGCAGUUUAGCUCUGUGGUUUCCAAAAAAAGAUUUGGAAAAACAGUACCGUUCCCUGGAUUUGCCGAUGUUCAAACAUUAUGUUGGCUGUGCCACCUUCAUCUUCCUCUCCAUCUUUGUGGUCCAGAUGUUUGUCACAAAGGAUCAACAGAUGUUGGGCAUGUCAUUUGGAGUAUUGGCCUGUGUACUGCUACUGACUCUGGCCAUCUGUUACGCAGGUCACUUACAGCGCCUGUUUCCAGAGAAGCUGUCGAGCUGCCAGUGGCUGCCAGUCGUUUCAGAGGCAGUGGUAAAGCGGCCAUGUGUGCGCCUCGCUCUGGCCACCAUCACCACUGCGGUCAUCGUUGUCUUGGCCGUUUUCAACCUGUGCUUCGUCCAGACAGGUGUGACUGAUUGUUCCGGUGAUGCUGACCACCUUUCUACAAAUAAUUCCCUUGAUAAUAAUUCCCUUGAACAAGAAUUAGGAGAUCUCUACUACCUGCCUUACUCCGUCUACUGCUGUAUCCUGUCGCUCAUUGCAUGUGGAGUCUUCCUACGGGUGAGCUUUGAACUCAAAGUGCUCUUCCUCACCGUGGCCUCUGCAUCAUAUUACAUCAUCAUCCUCAGCACCAAGAGGGUACUCUUCGUGGUCUACGGAAACCUCUGCUCUAACCUCUCUAACCCCUGGAACUGCAGCAGAGAAGAUGAAUCCAACCUGGAAUUUCUAGGGCUGGUGAAACACCCUCAGGUGAUGAGCUGCAUAUAUAUCACCCUGUUCCUGGUCACCAUGCUCAUCAUUGCACAGCAGAACGAGGCCUGCUUCCGUCAGGACUUCCUGCUUAAGUACAAAAACCGCACAGAGCAGGACGAGAUCGAGACUAGGGAGAACCUGAACCGCCUGCUGCUGGAGAACGUGCUGCCGGCCCACGUAGCAGGGCUGUUUGUCGGGGAAAACAAAAAGAACGAGGACCUCUACUACAAGUCCUAUGACUGUGUGUGUGUGAUGUUCGCCUCGGUGCCGGAUUUCAAAGAAUUUUACACCGAGUGUGAUAUCAACAAGGAGGGCCUGGAAUGUCUGAGGCUCCUGAACGAGAUCAUUGCUGACUUUGACGAGCUGCUGUCCAAGCCAAAGUUCAGCGGUGUGGAGAAGAUCAAGACAAUUGGCAGCACUUACAUGGCGGCUGCAGGGCUCAGUGGGAUGCUCGGUCAGGAGAACAAUCAGGACAAAGACAGGCAGCAGGCCCAGAUAGGGAUCAUGGUGGAGUUUGCCAUCGCUCUGAUCGGCAAGUUGGAUGGCAUCAACAGACAUUCCUUCAACAGCUUCAGGCUGCGUGUGGGCAUUAAUCACGGCCCAGUGAUAGCCGGAGUGAUCGGAGCGAGGAAACCUCAGUAUGACAUCUGGGGCAACACGGUUAAUGUAGCCAGCAGGAUGGAGAGCACCGGGGAGCUCGGAAAGAUUCAGGUCACAGAGGAAACGUUCGACGUGCUGAAAAAGCUCGGCUACUCGUGCGAGUGUCGAGGAUUCAUCAACGUGAAGGGCAAAGGGGAGCUGAAAACCUUCUUUGUGUGUACUGACAUGAGCAAGCAGCAGGGCAUGGGGCUGAGCUGAGGCUAGGCCACCACAGCCCGCAGAACUGGAUACAGACAUGUACACAAGUCAAGAGUUUAUAGACUCCUGUAUGCCACGCCAGUGUUGAGCCAGUGCUGACUGGCUGUGUUCCUGUGAUGUUGCUGCAUAUUAAGGACUUAAGACGAAGCGCUGCCUUGCUGCGUGGUGGAUGUCACAAUGAAUCAACAGUUUCUACUCUGGACCCUGUAGGACAGAUCAGGAUGGUGGGGAGAUGGUCAAUACGUUCAAUUACCAUCUUUUUCUAUUCAUAAACACAUUUACGUCCAGUGGUCAGUCACUUUGUAUUUUUUUUUUUCUUGUCUUUAACUUAGAUGUGGUUUGUGAUAGAAAAAAAGUAUAUUGUACUAAUGCCAAAUACAGCUGUGUAAUUUUUGAAGACCUCUUUGGUCCUUUAAAAAAACAAACAAAAAACAAUGGAUUCUGUUUGGAUCCUAAUUUGAAACCCAUCUGGUUUUCCUGUUUGAGAAGAGACGUGCACACUGCUCCAUUACUGUGUAAUGAGCAUGAUGUGUGAGCUGUUUCAAUAUCAUAAAAACAGACUGUACAGAAGCUAAACACAGAGAAACUUUCUUUAGGACAUAUUCACAUAACAAAAAAUAGUCUUACUUUUCUGGCCAUGCUGCAAAUCUUUAAGCUACUGUAUCCUCAACAUCUUUGAUGACCCUUUAACUUUAGAUUCAGGUGUAACAAACCCAUCUUUUAGAUUCCACCUGUGUAGCUUGGCCAGGGUAAUAACGGUUUAAUAUUUCAUAUAUGACAAGAUCUUUGCUCCAGGAGAGAAAUGGACAGAUCCAUGUGCUGUAUGUAUGUGUUGCUGCUUGUCUGCAUAUAUGCUGCAAUGAUGGGAAACCUGUGACGCCGUCAUUGGUGACCUGGGAGUCCGUGUGAUCUAACCACCUGCCUGCUGUGAAUGUUUUUCUGGCUCUAGCUCAGAUGAUCGCCUGAACUGAUCAGGAUCGCUCUCUGAAAACUUGAUUUGUCUUGUGGCCAUCAUCUUGUCUGUACUUGUGGUUACAUAAUAAUAAUAAUAAUGAUAAUAAUAAUAAUAAUAUAUUGGCCUUUAUGUGAACAAAUGUGACAUUGAAUUUUGUACAGUUACAGAAUGUAAUAAAUGUUUUCAUAAGUC
Molecule: messenger RNA, 5294 nt
Organism: Larimichthys crocea (large yellow croaker)
Lineage: Eukaryota; Metazoa; Chordata; Actinopteri; Sciaenidae
Gene: adcy7
Product: adenylate cyclase 7
Exons: 28
Coding region: 782-4147 (1121 amino acids)
Biological process (GO): adenylate cyclase-activating G protein-coupled receptor signaling pathway; intracellular signal transduction; cAMP biosynthetic process
Cellular component (GO): plasma membrane
Molecular function (GO): adenylate cyclase activity
Source: RefSeq, a predicted model, not a curated record